AAAAUGAUAGCUUUACACACGCGAGGAGGGGUCAUGCAAGUUCAUACAACAGGAAAUCCUACGCAGAGUCUCCCGAUCGUCUCUUUCUCUCUCUGUCAACCGACUCUCGCUCCUUGCCGUCGCCUGUGCAAUUCAAGCCUACGCCAUCGGAUCCAGCACGCCCGUGUCUCCUUCGUCGUCGGUGGCCGGAUAUUCGCCAGAAAACGCCGAGAGACCCCAAACUAGAACCAUUUUUGAUAUUUGGAAAGAUGUCAGGCCAAAGCCAGCGCUUGACUGUGGUUCCCACUGUAACAAUGCUUGGAAUGAUGAAAGCUCGCCUUGUUGGUGCUACAAGAGGUCAUGCUCUUCUCAAAAAGAAGAGUGAUGCUUUAACCGUGCAGUUCCGUCUGAUUCUUAAAAAGAUUGUCUCCACAAAAGAGUCAAUGGGAGAGGUCAUGAAGACUGCCUCAUUUGCCUUAACCGAGGCCAAGUAUGUUGCUGGAGAGAACAUCAAGCACAGUGUUCUCGAGAAUGUUCAAAAUGCAUCUCUUAAAGUUCGAUCAAGGCAAGAAAAUAUUGCUGGCGUCAAGCUCCCCAAGUUCGAGUAUUUUACUGAUGGUGAGACCAAGAAUGCCCUCACUGGAUUGGCUAGAGGUGGACAACAGGUUCAGCUGUGCCGUGUGGCUAAUGUGAAAGCGAUCGAGGUUCUUGUUGAGCUUGCUUCUCUUCAGACAUCAUUCUUAACACUUGAUGUGGCAAUCAAGACCACUAAUCGUAGGGUUAAUGCACUAGAGAAUGUUGUGAAGCCAAGGUUGGAGAACACCAUAAGUUACAUUAAGUCGGAGUUGGAUGAGCUGGAAAGGGAGGAUUUCUUCAGGUUAAAGAAGAUACAGGGUUAUAAGAAGAGGGCAGUCGAGAGACAGCGUGAAACUGCCAAGCAGUUUGCUGAGGAGCAGGUUGCAGAGAAAGUAUCUUUGCAGAAAGGGAUUUCAGUAAGUGCAGCUCACAACAUGUUAUCUGGAGUUGCGGAGAAGGAUGAGGAUAUCAUUUUCUGAUUUGGGGGUUAGCUUAGAAUGUGUAGCUUUGACCAGGCUUCUUGUUUCGCCAUCAACCCCCCCCCAAAAAAAGUUUAUUUACAUGGACCUUUUACGCCCAAACCCAAGCUGGCCCCUCAAACCCACCCCGCUAAAAAAACCCUCCAAAAAUGUAAAUAUGCCCCCCUUUAGACACCCCCCCCCCCCCCAAAAAAAAAAAAAAAAAAAAAAAAAUUUGCAGGACCCUUUUAAGCCCAAACCGGCGCCCUCAACCUUGUCUCCUCUUCCUUUUCCUUGCUAAUUUUAUUGCGUUGUGUUAUUUUGGUCGGGUUAUAGGUGAACUUGGGCAAGUGAUUAGGUGGAAGCAAAUGUCAAAUCUCGUUCAUGAUGAUUAUUAAAUUUGUUUUCUUUUUUUUGGGCAACAUGAUGUUGAUUAUCUUUUUAUUAAGAACCUUAUGUUGAUUACUUAUGUAAUGGUUUUGUUUUGUUUUGUUUUUUCGGUUA
Molecule: messenger RNA, 1517 nt
Organism: Alnus glutinosa
Lineage: Eukaryota; Viridiplantae; Streptophyta; Magnoliopsida; Fagales; Betulaceae
Product: V-type proton ATPase subunit D-like
Exons: 2
Coding region: 249-1034 (261 amino acids)
Cellular component (GO): vacuolar membrane; proton-transporting V-type ATPase complex
Molecular function (GO): proton-transporting ATPase activity, rotational mechanism
Source: RefSeq, a predicted model, not a curated record